AUGUCUUCAUCAACAACAACAUCAGAUGGAUUCCCCGAACUCUUGGCUGUUCGAAAUGCCUUGUAUCUGGGAAAUUAUAGUGUAUGUAUGAGUAAGAUCGCUCAAACAAAGAUCAAUGAAAGUAAUGCGGAUAUGAAAAUGGAACGAGAUGUAUUGUCUUUUAGAGCACAUAUCGGAUUGGGACAAUAUGAUCUUGUAUUACAACAAAUUAAAGAGGGUGAUAAUUUGGCAAUUCCUCUCCGAGGUGUACGUUUAUUGGCUGAAUAUUUCCAGGCUCAGAAUAGAGGAACAUCAAGAGAGGCCAUCAUUGAGAAAGUAGAUACUCUCCAGCAAGAUCCUUCGUUCACUACAGAUCCAACUUUUGCUAUUUGUUCGGCAACUAUUUAUGCUUUUGAAGGAAAUGAUAUUGCUUGUUUAAAAUCUCUUCAUGAUGUUUCUACUUUGGAAGCUUUUUCUUUACGUGUGAGAACUCUCAUCCGUAUGAAUCGUAUUGAUUUAGCAGAACACACUUUCAAUAAGAUGAUGGAACUUAACGAAGAUGCUACAAUUACCAAUUUUACUCGAGCUUACGUGGCACUCGCAAAGGGCAGCAAGGACAAGAUUAGUGAAGCUGAAUCCAUUUUCAAAGAACUCUCUGAAAAGUUUGGUCAAUCAGUUCCACUCCUCAACGGUGUUGCUCUUUGUCUCAUGCACGAUUUUGAAUUUGCUGAUGCUGAAAACACUUUACUCAGCUCACUUGCACUUUCAACCAAUAGUGUAGAGACAUUGGUGAAUCUAAUUGCUUGCUCUAUGCAUUUGAAAAAAGACGCUUCAAGAUUCCUCUCACAAUUGCAAUCGACCUCUCCCAAUCAUCCUUGGGUUGUGAAAUAUAAUUCUCUUUCUGACACCUUUGAUAGUCUCACAUCCACCAAAUAA
Naegleria lovaniensis is the source of this 915-nucleotide messenger RNA. RefSeq lists its product as uncharacterized. Gene Ontology annotation, cellular component: COPI vesicle coat. The coding region runs from base 1 to 915 and encodes 304 amino acids. The record is from RefSeq and is a predicted model, not a curated record. Gene Ontology annotation, biological process: intra-Golgi vesicle-mediated transport; retrograde vesicle-mediated transport, Golgi to endoplasmic reticulum; endoplasmic reticulum to Golgi vesicle-mediated transport. The transcript has a single exon. Gene Ontology annotation, molecular function: structural molecule activity; protein binding. Lineage: Eukaryota; Heterolobosea; Eutetramitea; Acrasida; Naegleriidae.